Serinus canaria (Common canary) is the source of this 2126-nucleotide messenger RNA. RefSeq names its product melanopsin-like. Gene Ontology annotation, molecular function: G protein-coupled receptor activity. Gene Ontology annotation, biological process: visual perception; G protein-coupled receptor signaling pathway. NCBI's taxonomy places the organism in Eukaryota, Metazoa, Chordata, Aves, Passeriformes, Fringillidae. The transcript has 9 exons. The record is from RefSeq and is a predicted model, not a curated record. Bases 1 to 1620 code for a protein of 539 amino acids. Gene Ontology annotation, cellular component: membrane.
AUGAGUACCCAGCCACACACUGUGACCAAGGCAGAGAUCCCUGGUCAUGUUCUUUACACCGUAGGAACGUGUGUGCUCAUUAUUGGCUCCAUUGGCAUCAUUGGAAACCUCCUAGUCCUCUAUGCAUUUUACAGCAACAAGAAGCUGAGGACUCCCCAAAACUACUUUAUAAUGAAUUUAGCUGUGAGCGACUUCCUGAUGUCGGCUUCUCAGGCACCCAUGUGCUUUGUCAACAGCUUGCACAGAGAAUGGAUACUUGGAGACAUAGGCUGUAACUUGUAUGCUUUCUGCGGGGCUCUCUUUGGGAUAACCUCGAUGAUGACCCUGCUGGCUAUCUCUGUGGACCGCUACCUGGUGAUCACAAAGCCCCUGCAGUCCAUCCAGUGGACCUCCAAGAGACGCACCGUGCAGGUCAUCGCCCUGGUGUGGCUCUACUCGCUGGGAUGGAGCGUGGCUCCGCUCCUCGGCUGGAGUUCCUAUGUGCCUGAGGGCUUGAUGAUAUCCUGUACAUGGGACUAUGUAACCUACUCCCCUGCAAACAGAAGCUACACCAUGAUUUUAUGCUGCUGUGUGUUUUUUAUCCCCCUGGUAAUAAUAUUCCACUGCUAUUUAUCGAUGUUCCUGGCCAUAAGGCGUACUGGCAGAGAUGUUGAAAAGCUGGGGUCCUGCAGCCGGAAAUCCUACCUCUCUCAGUCCAUGAAGAAUGAGUGGAAGCUGGCAAAAAUUGCUUUUGUGGUCAUCAUUGUGUUUGUCUUGUCCUGGUCUCCAUAUGCUUGUGUCACCUUGAUUGCCUGGGCAGGUCGAGGCAACAGCCUAACACCAUAUUCCAAAUCUGUGCCAGCAGUUAUUGCCAAAGCUUCUGCAAUCUACAACCCCAUCAUUUAUGCAAUAAUUCACCCAAGAUACAGAAAAACCAUCCACAAAGCUGUUCCCUGCUUGAGGUUCCUGAUAAGAAUAUCAAAGAAUGACCUGCUGAGGGGAUCCAUAAAUGAGUCAUCCUUCAGGACCUCUCUCUGCAGCCACCACUCUCUUGCUGGCAGGACUAAGAGCACUUGUGUUUCCUCUGUUUCUACUGGAGAAGCUACCUGGAGCAAUGUAGAGCUUGACCCUGUGGAGCCAGCUCAAGAGAAGCUGAAGCCUCGCCGAAGUCAUUCUUUCUCCACAAGUCUGAGCCAAGAGAAGAGAGACCUGCUCCCAAAGACCUGCAGCUGCGAUGCAGCCGCUGCCCAAAAGGUUUCGCUCUCCUCCAGCUGUUUGGAGAAGGUGCUUGGGCAGCCUGUCCUACCCAGUCCUUCUGCACCACUCAUGACCAGCUCCCUGAGAGCAACUUCUCUGCCUGUCAGAUUGAAUAGCAGCAGUGUCACCAGUGGAGACUCAAGUACUUCCCAUAUGGCAACUCAAGGAAGUCAAGUGAAUGGAGUUGUGGAUUCUCUCACUAGCAAUGCAGUCCCUCGCAUCAUCAUCAUUCCUACCUCAGAGACCAGUCUGUUUCGGGAAGAACUGGAAGAGGAAGAGACUGAAUUAUUCCACUUUCAUGACAAAAAGGGAAAUCUGCUGGACUUGGAAGAGCUUAGCUCAUCCAUGGAGUUCCUUGAAGCUGUUGAGAAAUUUCUAUCCUAAGAUUGUCAAAAGAAAACUUUCCGGUAAUUAUUUUCUUGGCAUCUUCUCCACUUAAUUAUACCAAAUAAUUGAAGCCUUGUAGGUUAGAUCAUCAGGGUUUUUUUGUAUGUUUAUAUAGUAGUCACUAGGCAGCCUCCAGAUUUAUCUUUGUCCAAACCAGCUCUGGCAUGGAAACAGGCUUUCUUUCAGAUUGUGCUGCAGGAAAUGAGCAGUGGAAGAUGUGGCAGCACGAUCGAGUGGUGUUGGUCAAAGAGGCUGCCUGAUCUGUUGCCACUGAUGGGGGUGCCAGCAGCAGGGGAAACGACUGAGAGCAGGGUCAGCUGCUGAAUGCUUCUGCUAUCUGCACAUGGAGCAGCAUUCCUGUUUUGGCAGCUCUGCUCUGCACAGCCAUGGGAAGCACCAUGAGACCACAGCUUCCACCAGCCCCAGCAGUAAGGCAGAUGGCUACAUGACCUCAACCAGAGUUUAAUCCAAUCAUUCUCAGCAGUGUUUUUGCUGUGUUUUAU